UGUAGCACAGUUUUAGAUGUUAUGGGCCGGCCGGAGUGGCCGAGCGGUUCUAGGCGCUACAGUCUGGAACCGCGCUACCGCUACGGUCGCAGGUUCGAAUCCUGCCUCGGGCAUGGAUGUGUGUUAUGUCCUUAGCCCUCCCACAAGGAGCGUACUGGUAUUCUCACUACUUUCCUGCUGUCCCAGCACAUACUAUGGGGGAAGAGAACCAAAAUGAAAUGUCUCCAUUACAGAGCCAGAGUGACAGUGAUAAUAGCAGUUCUAGUACAGAGGCCAGUCCAGUAAUGAAUCUAUCUGCUCCCCUUGAAGUACAAUGCAAGUGGUUUCAAUGUGGUCAGUGGUUUGGUAACCUGAGUGCUCUUGCUACUCAUGUUGCUAGAAGUCACACGGCUCCUGGGCAAGAAGGUCUUUUCUACUGUCGGUGGGACGGUUGCAGUCGGGGUAACCGUGGCUUCAAUGCGAGGUAUAAGAUGUUGGUGCACGUGCGAACACACACUAAUGAGAAGCCUCAUCAUUGUUUCAAAUGUGAUAAGAGUUUUAGCAGAGCAGAAAAUUUAAAAAUCCAUGCACGUUCUCAUACAGGUGAACGUCCAUACAUAUGUCCAGUACCAGGAUGUGGAAAGGCUUAUUCAAACUCAAGUGACCGCUUCAAGCAUACAAGAACCCACUCUGUGGAUAAACCAUAUACAUGUAAGGUACCAGGCUGCUCCAAACGAUACACAGAUCCAAGUUCACUUCGAAAACAUGUCAAAACCUAUCGCCAUUAUCUGUGUACAAAGGAACAGCUGUCAGAGGUCACAAUUCCUCUGAAACCUUCGAGUACAAACUUCCCCAGCCUCUGGGUCAAUGUUCCAUGGAACUUAUGGGAGCCUCAAAACCCUGCAUGCACAGCAGAACAAGAUUUGCCUCUUGAUCUCAGUAUCAGUGCUAAAGUAUAGCAUCUAAGUACAAUAUGUUUUUUACCCUACAUGCAAUUACUUCUGCUACACACAAAUCUCUGUGAUCAAAAAGACAGCUUGUCUGUCUUAUUUUCUGGUACCUAAAUAUUUGUAAUGUCACUGUCAGUUUUCUUAAUAGUAACAUGUUGGCACAGUUGCUAUCAAACAUAAGUGAACUGCAACUAGAUGCAGAAAGUUAAUCUCAUGACAGGAACUAUCGAUGAUUUCAUUGAUGUAAUAGUAUUGCAUAAUGGAUAUUUAAUAAAAUAAUUGCAUACAUGAUCUUCACAAGGGGAAGAUUAAAAAAAAAGUAUUGCUUGGACAAUCACUAAGAAUUGUGGAUACUUAUGUGUGGCUCUUCUGCGGAAAAAUAAUAACUUUUUCCGUCAGAGCAUAAUUGAUUGCCGACUGGUAAAAUGUUAAAAUGGAGAUGAUUGAUCUCAAAUGUUUCAUCACAAAAAUUUAAUAGCUUAUAAUUUAAGUUAAGUAUGAAUCAGUGAAUGAUAGGAGUCUGUAAUAGUAUGUGUAAAUGUGGAUGUAUUUUAUUUUUACCAUGGCAGUGAAGCUUAAGAAUUGAAGACAGCUUAAUAUAAGAAUAAAUUAUGUUUGUACCUGUGUUUGUAUAUUUUAAUGUGUGUUCUGUAUUUAUAGUAUAAGCAGUCAAAGAUGUGUGCACUUCUAUUACCUGAAUGUUAUUUAUUUAGAGAGUAUUGUAUUAAAGAAUAGUUAGUAAAAGGAAUAUAUGAUGUUUACUAUAUUAGGAAGAACAUUUAUUAUAAUUCUCAGUGAACAUGCACAGUCAUUAGUGUCUGAACAUACUUUACUGGAAGUGAAACUGAUUGAACUUACAACUAGUUCUGAAAGAUCUGGCUGCUGUUCUCUUUUCCUACCAAGUAUUAGUUAAGGAAAAAAAAAAAAAAUCAUUGACUGAGUGGAUUUCUCCCACAGAAAAUAAAAGCCAUUUGUUUUCACAAACUUUUAAUCCCUCCUUUAGUUACUUUCUCCAUGGCUAGUCUGUGAUGAUGUGUAGGUGCUAUUGUGAAGAGAAAAAGUUAUCAGUACUGAAAUUGUGAAUUUCAGAAAUAUGAUAUACAUAAAAUUCUUCGCAGUUAUCAAUAUCGUUCUUCAAGUGCAUGAUAUUUGUUUGUCAAAUUCUGCAGGAGUUGCGUAUCAAAAUAUAUCAUACAUGCAGUCCAAUCACUACUUUAUUAAAUGAUUUCAGAACCAUCUUACAGAAUUUAUUAAUGAAAUAAACCCCUAUUCUUUCUUAGACAAAAUAUUUUACAAAUCUAUAAUGGAAUUUCCAUAUGAAAAUACAAUUGUGAAACCCAUGAAAAUUAAAAUAAUGUGUGUAUUUGGGAAUAAUUCUGAAAAUUGUGAAUACAUGAUGAGACAGGCACCCUUACUUUUUGUUAUUGUAUUACUUGUGUUUCAGUUUGUGAAUAAACGUUUUGUUGUGAAUUUUAUGAAAUAAGAGUAACUUU
Schistocerca cancellata (South American locust) is the source of this 2422-nucleotide messenger RNA. Its product is annotated as zinc finger protein GLIS2 homolog. The transcript is spliced from 6 exons. Gene Ontology annotation, biological process: smoothened signaling pathway; regulation of transcription by RNA polymerase II. Gene Ontology annotation, cellular component: nucleus. NCBI's taxonomy places the organism in Eukaryota, Metazoa, Arthropoda, Insecta, Orthoptera, Acrididae. The coding region runs from base 117 to 938 and encodes 273 amino acids. The record is from RefSeq and is a predicted model, not a curated record. Gene Ontology annotation, molecular function: RNA polymerase II cis-regulatory region sequence-specific DNA binding; zinc ion binding; DNA-binding transcription factor activity, RNA polymerase II-specific.